This is a messenger RNA of Danaus chrysippus (African queen), 456 nucleotides long. The record is from the annotation of a GenBank genome assembly. NCBI's taxonomy places the organism in Eukaryota, Metazoa, Arthropoda, Insecta, Lepidoptera, Nymphalidae.
AUGUCAACUCCUGCCAGAAGACGUCUGAUGAGAGAUUUUAAACGUCUCCAAGAGGAUCCACCCACUGGUGUAUCUGGGGCCCCCACUGAUAAUAAUAUAAUGAUCUGGAAUGCUGUGAUAUUCGGCCCUCAUGAUACUCCAUUCGAGGAUGGCACCUUCAAGCUAACUAUAGAGUUCACAGAGGAAUAUCCAAACAAACCACCAAUAGUACGAUUUGUAUCUAAGAUGUUUCAUCCCAAUGUGUAUGCCGAUGGUGGUAUAUGUUUAGACAUUUUACAAAAUAGAUGGAGUCCAACAUAUGAUGUGUCAGCUAUUUUAACUUCUAUACAGUCAUUACUUAGUGACCCCAAUCCGAACUCACCGGCCAACUCGAUGGCUGCACAACUGUAUAAAGAAAAUCGAAGGGAAUACGAGAAACGGGUUAAAGCAUGUGUCGAACAGUCAUUUAUUGAUUAG